Heterocephalus glaber (naked mole-rat) is the source of this 2379-nucleotide messenger RNA. The record is from RefSeq and is a predicted model, not a curated record. NCBI's taxonomy places the organism in Eukaryota, Metazoa, Chordata, Mammalia, Rodentia, Bathyergidae.
UCCUGAUUCUUGCCUUGAAUAUUCUGCUGCUUCUGCACAUCAGGCGUGAAAGCAGAGUUCUCUGAAACUGACUCCAGAAGGAAAGGGCCCAAGUUCAGUGCUGUGAACCUUUCCGGCUGCCUUCCGAGGAGAGAGGCUGGCUUGAGCUUUGCCCUGGAGUGUCAUUCCUUGUCACUGAUUAACCAGCUCCAUAGGAAGUUUGCUCUGCCAACCUUCUGCUCUACCUGGAGAGAGCCAUCCUGUCAAGCUUUGGUGAGUCGAAAAAAUGUCCACUCGCUACCACCAAGCUGCUAGUGAUAGCUACCUGGAACUUCUGAAAGAGGCUACCACACGAGACCUGAAUCUUUCUGAUGAGGAUGGCAUGACACCCACUCUCCUGGCAGCCUACCACGGCAACCUGCAAGCCCUGGAAAUAAUCUGCAGCAGAGGAGGGGACCCUGAUAGAUGUGACAUCUGGGGAAAUACUCCUCUACAUUAUGCCGCCUCCAAUGGCCAUGCCCACUGUGUCUCAUUCCUGAUCAGUUUCGGUGCCAACAUCUUUGCCCUGGAUAAUAACUUACAGUCUCCCCUGGAUGCUGCCGCCAGCAGGGAGCAGGGCGAAUGUGUUGCCCUCCUGGAUAAAGCUGCCACUACCCAGAGCGUCGUAAAUCCCAAGAAGGUCACCAGGCUGAAGGAGCAGGCUCAGAAGAAUGCCAGGAGGCAAAUCAAAGAAUGUGAAAAGCUCCAGGAGAAGCAUCAAAAUAAGAUGGCCCGUGCCUACAGCAAGGAGGAAUCAGGGAGUCUUUCUUCUUUCAAGAGCAUCUCCUCCACGUCUUCCUUCUCAAGUGCUUCUGCUUCCAGUAGACUUGGAUCACUCUCUAAGGGCAUCAAAGAUACCUUCAAGUUGAAGUUCAAGAAAAACAAAGAUACAGCAGAGCAGGUGGGGAAGGAAGGCAGAAGUGGGCAGAGGAAUGUGAUGGAAAUGUUCAGAGAGGAGGAAGAAGACUCAUUAUCAGGGGACUUCAAAGGGAAGCUUAUAUUCUCAGCAGAGGAGGACCAAGAUCUGCAACAUGAAUCUAUUCUCAACCGUCCAGGUCUGGGAAAUAUUGUUUUUAUGAGAAACAGAGUGUUGAGCUCUGAAGACCUCUCAUACAGCAAGAGCGAGUCGGGAUUUAAAAUGCCGAGUGAAUUUCUCCAAAGACAAGGAACAGCAGAGGCUGAUGAAGCUGAGGCUGAUGAAGAAGGAGAGGAAAAUGGCCUUGUAGGUAAUCUGCCUUGGGAUGAGGAUGAAGUGGAGUGGGAGGAAGAUGUGGUUGAUGCACCUCCCCUGGAAGUGUUCUUGCAGUCCCUGCACCUGGAGGAAUUCCUUCCCGUUUUCAUGAGAGAGCAGAUUGAUCUGGAAGCUCUGUUGCUUUGCUCUGAUGAGGACCUUCAGAACAUACAGAUGCAGCUGGGUCCCAGGAAGAAAGUCCUUAAUGCCAUAAACAGAAGGAAGCAGGUGCUACAGCAGCCUGGGCAGCUGGUGGACACCAGCCUCUGAAGGACAGUGCUGGGUCAAUAGGAUGAGUCUGCAGCAGCAAGAGCUGCUAUGGCUGAUGGGAAGCCCUCCAGGCCUCACCCCUUACCUACCCAAUUCCAGACCACUGGGAGCCCAUUCUAAGGUUUUGGAGAUGCCCAUCUAAGAAGGAGGCCCACACUCUCCUCUGGGGAAUACCUAGACCUAUCCAAAUAAACUGUCAGUGAGAAACUCCAGGGUACUGUGGAACAAGACUAUGGCAUUUCUUUUCAAUUAUCACUUUUAUAUUUUUGAAUAAAGAAAGGGUUAAAUGGAUGAUAGAAAAGGAAAAGAAAUUUUCUUUACUUUUCUCUGGACAUAAAAUGAUAAUUUCUCAUUACACUAGCCUACUUUGUGAUCCACAUACUCCGGGGAUUCUGAGUCUGGUUCUGUCCUUAGCUCUGUAACUUUGUCAUUGGACAUCAAAGUUCUUCACUGCCCUGAGGCUUGAUAAUCAACUUAAAUGCAUCUAACCCUUAAACAGAUGUCUACAUGUUUACAAGGGAGGGUGAAGAAAGAAAGGAUAGUGUACCUUUGGUAGACUGAAUUGUGUCCCCCUUAAAAUUCAUAUAUUGGGGCUCUAACACCCAAACUGUUUUUGGAGAUAGGUGUGUUAAAGGUUAAAUGUUGUCAUAAGGUUGGCAUCCCACUCCCAUAUGACUGAUGUCCUUAUAAGAAAAGGAAGAUAUACAAAAGAUGUAAUCACACACAGAGAAAAGAUCGUAUAAGGACACAGUAAGUGGCCAAACAAAGAGAUCUCAGGAGAAAUCAAAUCUGCCAACAUCUUGAUUUUGGGCUUUCAGCUGCCAGAGGUGUGAAAAAAUAAAUUUUUGUUGUGUAAAUCA